Messenger RNA from Aspergillus saccharolyticus JOP 1030-1, 813 nucleotides. Its product is annotated as DUF2015 domain-containing protein. The coding region runs from base 223 to 660 and encodes 145 amino acids. The transcript has a single exon. Lineage: Eukaryota; Fungi; Ascomycota; Eurotiomycetes; Eurotiales; Aspergillaceae. The record is from RefSeq and is a predicted model, not a curated record.
UACCGUCAGGAGCGUCUGCACGGUCCACGUUGGCAGUCUGCCUUCCCAUCCCCACACGUUCUUGCUUUGUGCCAUCCUAUUAUCAGUUUUGUCUAUGUAGCCAGUGGCUCGUAGCCGCUUUUGCUAUUUUCGUGGCGGAGUUAUCAAUCCAAAGGAAGAAAAAUCGGAGGGAAAGAGAAAGGCUUUGUCAAUUCGUCUGUCAACCAGCAAGCUCUUCGGAUCAUGGCCUACUACCUACUAUUCUUUCUCACUUUCACCGUUAUAAUUAGCGGCAGUGGUAUGCCUGGACCUUCAAUUCAUAUGUUAGCCAGGUACCGAAUCGAGUCUAAUUUACCAGCAGUACUCUACCUCACUCGUUCUCGAUGGCUGCCUUUAGUCCCAGUGCCUGACUAUAUCUAUCAUCGUCUUCCUUCCACUUUUGCCGGUGAUGCCGAAGCUGGCUUCACAUCUAGUCAGUUCGAUCUUUCUGCAAACAUCGCAGAGAGCGACAGCCGAGCUGGCUUAGACAAUCUGGCCAAACGCCACAUACAGAAAAUCAUGCGUCGGCAGAGAGUCGAUUUCGAUGAAGCUCGUCGCCUAUACAUGGAGCAACGCUUUGCGAAAAACAAUAUUGAUUCUGAUGGUCGGCCAACAGAUCCCAAAUUCGUUUCCUUCUCCUGACCGUGUAUCGAACAAGCUCAAGUCUCUAAGGUUAUUGUCGCCUCUCACAUAUUAAUUUGUCUUUGCUCGCGUGCAGACCAUACAAGCAUACUGGUAGUCCGCGACUCUACAAGGCAUUAUUUGAGAAUCGCUAAAUGCUCCUUGGUCUUGUGU